AUGAGGGAGGACCGCGGCGGCGAUAUGGCGGAGGAGGAGAGGGAGAGGGAUUUGGGCGACAUCGUGCUCUCCUGGUCGGUGCAGGAGAUCAUUAACGACGAUCUCUACAAGGGGAAGGUGGAGAAGAUCCCUUUCAGCUUUAGUUCUCUUGAUGACUACUUGACGUCAUAUAUUGCACCGCUGAUAGAAGAAACAAGAUCAGGUCUAAGCUCAUGCCUUGAGCAAAUCGCAGAAGCACCCUCUUCGAAAAUACUUUCCAUGGAAGUUGCAGGGAAAUCAGGACUGUAUUUUAUGGAUGUUGACUUUUGGGACAAUGGUGCUGGUUUUUCUACCGAGACCUACACUGCUAGGAACGGUGAUAUAUUUAUUUUGUCCAGCAUGAAGCCUGAAGCUGCAGAUGACUUCAACCGCUAUGGUUUAACAUAUUGCUUGGCAAUGGUUACUGAAGUUUCCAUGAAUGAUGAAUAUCAGAAGGGCUUCAAAGUGAAAGUCUCAAAUGAUACUGGUUUAGAAGGAAACUUUAGUAAACUUGUGCAUGCAACAUUUCUUGAUAAUAUAAUGACAAACAUACGGAUAUGGAAAGCACUUUGCUUCGAUUCAAGCAUGAAUAAUAAUUUCACAAUAAUCAGGUCACUUUUAGCCCCCAGAAAUAUGGGUGAAGAUGUCUGUUCUGUCUGUGCUAAAAAGGAUGACUGUUUAACGUCUUUUGCAGAGCAGCUACUGCUAGUUAAUCUAAAUCAGUCACAAGUGGAUGCCAUUGAAUCUAUCAUCUCAGCUGUACGAUGUAGACAUUUGAACCUAAUGAAACUUAUAUGGGGUCCACCAGGUACUGGAAAGACCAAGACUGUUAGUGCUAUACUGUGGGCUCUGGCUUGUUUGAAAUGCCGAACUCUUACAUGUGCUCCCACAAAUGUUGCUGUUGUUGGUGUCUGCACUCGAUUCCUUCAAAAUUUGAAGGAAUUCAACAAGCAGAUUGACAAAACUGGUCUACCUCUUUCUCUUGGAGAUGUUUUGUUAUUAGGGAACAAGUACAACAUGGACAUCACUGAGGAGCUCCAGGAAGUUUUCUUGGAUUAUCGUGCAGAUGAGCUUACAGAGUGCUUUUCAUCAUUGUCUGGAUGGAGGUACAUAAUUGCUUCAAUGAUAUCUUUUUUUGAGGACUGUGGUUCUCGAUACGAUAUGCUUCUUGAGGAUGACGGAAGCAGUGAUUCUGUAUGCUUUUUGGAUUUCCUGAAGAAGCAAUUUGAUGUUUCAGCAAAAGCUGUAAAGAAAUGCAUGAUGACUUUGUGGGUUCACCUUCCAGGAAAGUGCUUUUCACAUGAAAAUGUCAGCAAUAUAUCUAUGGUGUUGAGUUUGCUAGAAAAAAUUGAUGCCCUUUUAUGUGAUGGAGAUCUAACUGAUGAGAGUGUGAAAAGGGGCUUUGAUUUUCGAUCAACUGAGAACUCUAUUUAUGCAGAGCCAAUAUCUUACAUUGAGAAGGAAUUAGGUGGAGCAAGGUCUCUAUGCCUUAAAUUGCUGAAAGAUCUUCAAAAUUCACUUAAUUUACCUGUUGGUAAAGACAGGAAUUGGAUUCAGAACUAUUGCAUGCGUAAUGCAACUCUAAUUUUCUGUACAGCCUCUAGUUCUUAUCGGUUGCAUAACGCAGAGAUUGCUCCGCUUGAUGUGUUGAUUGUUGACGAGGCUGCUCAAGUGAAAGAAUGUGAAUUGGUGAUCCCACUACGUUUGCGUUGGUUGAAACAUGUUGUUUUGGUGGGGGAUGACUGCCAGCUGAGGCCACUGGUUAGAAGCCAAGUAUGCAAGGAAGCUGGAUUCGGAAUCAGUCUUUUUGAGAGAUUAGUCAUACUGAAUUUUGAAAAGCAUUUGUUGAAUAUACAGUAUCGCAUGAGUCCUUGUAUCAGCUUAUUUCCAAAUGCUAAAUUUUAUGAGAAAAAGAUUUUAGAUGGUCCAAAUGUCCAUUCUUCUUCCUACAACAAGGAUUACACUGGCCUUCUUUUUGGUUGCUAUGCUUUCAUAAACAUCACAGAUGGGAGGGAAGAAAAGGAAGGUGCAGGAAACAGUUGGCGGAACCUGGUUGAAGUUGCUGUUGUUUUGCACUUGAUCCAAACCAUCUUUAAAUAUUGGAGAAAGAGGGGCCAAGGGAUUAGCAUUGGUGUAGUUUCACCUUACAGUUCUCAAGUUGCUGCUAUCAAAGAUAGACUUGGCAAAAAGUAUGAUACAUCUGACGGCUUUCAUGUCAGGGUCAAGUCAAUUGAUGGUUUCCAAGGAGAAGAAGAUGACAUUAUCAUACUAUCAACAGUUAGAUCCAAUGAGAGGGGCAAUGUUGGAUUUCUUGCUGACAACCAACGAACAAAUGUUGCUCUUACAAGAGCAAGGCAUUGUCUUUGGAUUCUUGGGAAUGCUAAUACACUGUAUAAAAGUGGGACAGUAUGGACAGAUCUUGUUGCUGAUGCGGAGAGACGUAAAUGUAUUUCCAGUGCUACUAAUGACCCAGAAUUGUGUAAGUUGAUUUUGCAUGUAAAGAGUGAACUUGAUGAACUCGAUGAUCUACUUUGUUCCAACUCAGCAGUUUUCAGCAAUACCAGAUGGAAGGUCGUUCUGAGUGACAACUUUAGAAGGUCUUUCAUGAAACUAAAAUCUCCACUGCUAAGGAGGGAGGUGCUCCAAAAGCUUGUUAAACUUGGUGGUGGUUGGCGGACACCUAUAAAGAAUCUUGAUGUCACUGAUGCUUUCCAGCUUGCAAAAGCAUACAGGAUCAGAGAUCUGUAUCUUGUUUGGAGUACUGAUCUGGAGAAAAACGAAAGAUACUUCCAGAUAAUAAGAGUAUGGGACCUUUUGUCACACCAACACGUUGCUAGAACUGUUCAACAUCUGGAAAAUCUCUUCUCCAUGUACACAGAUGAUUACCUUGACCACUGCAGAAGAGUGCAGAUAAAAGCGAAGCUGGAAGUUCCUAUAGUUUGGGAUGCCGAACAUGAUAUUGUUCGGUAUAAGAAGGACUGCAGAGUUGAUGAUCAGGAAGAUCAUGAUCACGUGGACACCUCAUGUGACUUGGAGAAUACAAAAGUUAGUGAAAGCUUCUUGCUGAUGAAAUUUUACUCUUUAUCAUCUGGUGUGGCAAAGCAUUUGCUGACAGCUACUGAUGGGACUGAAAUUGAGAUCCCCUUUGAACUGACUGAUGAAGAGGAGGUGAUAAUUCGAUUCCCACUCACUAGUUUCAUUCUUGGGAGGUCAGGCACUGGGAAAACCACUGUUUUGACAAUGAAACUGUAUCAAAUUGAGCAACACUCCUUGAUUGCAUCUCAAGGGAUAGAGUUGGACGAAGUUGAUUUAUCUGUGGCUGAUCCCAAAAAUUGGUUGGCAAUGGACACAAGCAAAAGAGAGAGUUUUGUAAAACAAGUCCUUAUCACUGUAAGCCCUAAGCUUUGUUCAGCCAUAAAAAAUCACAUUUGCAGGCUUAAAAGGUUUGGCUCUGGCGAGGUUUCUGACCAGCCCAACACUCUUCAUAUGCAUGAUGUAAUUGAUGACCUCGAAGAGUUUACAGAUGUACCUGAUAAUUUUAGUGAUCUACAGCACGAGCACUAUCCUCUUACGAUAACAUACCGUAAAUUCUUGAUGAUGCUUGAUGGAACAUUGCAGACUUCAUUUUUUGAUAUGUUCUAUGGAGAUUUCAAGCCUAGCAUUGAGAGAGGUCAUUCCAAAACUCGAGCCUUGCAAGCUUUUAUUGAAUCAAAAGAAGUUACAUUUGAGAAGUUCGCUGCUUUCUAUUGGCCCCAUUUCAAUGGAGAAGUAACGAAGAAACUUGAUGCAUCCACUGUCUUUACUGAAAUAAUUUCUCACAUAAAGGGUGGAUACAAAGCUAACAUGCCGUGCAAUGGCAAACUUGAAAGGCUUGAUUAUGUGAUGCUCUCUGAUAAAAGAUUUUCAUCUCUGAACAGUAAAAUGCGAGAGAAAAUUUAUGAUGUUUUCCUUGAUUAUGAGAGUAUGAAGCGCACUGCUAGGGAAUUUGAUAUGUCGGAUUUUGUCAACAGUCUUCACAGAAGUCUAGUUUCUGAGGGCUACGAUGGGGCUUUAGUGGAUUUCAUUUACAUAGACGAGGUGCAGGAUCUUACCAUGUCACAAAUAGCACUUCUCAAGUAUGUCUGCAGAAACUUUAAGGAGGGCUUUGUUUUUGCUGGUGACACGGCACAAACUAUAGCAAGGGGUGUUGAUUUCAGGUUUGAAGAUGUUCGCUCACUGUUUUAUACCUCAUUUCUCUCAGAAACUGAAGCAUGCAACCAAGUAACUAAACAUGGAAAACAGGCUCGUCUCACGGAUAUGUUCCAACUAAGUCAGAACUUUCGCACGCAUUGUGGUGUUCUUCGUAUGGCUCAGAGUAUAAUGAGCCUUCUGUACUACUUUUUUCCGUCAUGUGUUGACAAGCUUAAUCCAGAAACUGGGCUUGUAUAUGGUGAAGCACCUGUUCUCCUCGAGUCUGGUAAUGAUGAGAAUGCAAUUAUGGCUAUUUUUGGAGAAAGUAGAGGUGAACAUGGUGACCAGCAUGGGUUUGGUGCUGAGCAAGUCAUAUUGGUCCGUGAUGAUGCAACGAAGAAACAAAUUGUUAACCUUGUUGGUAAACAAGCUCUUGUCUUGACUAUUGUUGAAUGCAAGGGCCUUGAAUUCCAGGACGUGCUGCUCUACAACUUUUUCAGUUCAUCACCAUUACGGAACAAAUGGAGGGUUGUAUAUGACUACAUGAAAACAAGAGAUGUUAUGUCAUCAUCUGAAGUUAUAUCUCAUCCGGGUUUUGACAGAAACAAGCAUUAUCUACUAUGUUCAGAACUGAAGCAGCUCUAUGUCGCAAUCACACGAACUAGGCAAAGACUCUGGAUAUGUGAAAAUGCCGAUGACUACUGUCAACCGAUGUUCGACUAUUGGAAGAAAUUGUGCAUUGUAGAGAUUAGACUACUUGAUUCUUCACUGAUUCAAGCAAUGCAGACAGGGAGCAGUGCUGAUGAUUGGAGGCUAAGAGGUACCAAGUUAUUUAAUGAGGGGCAAUUUGAGAUGGCUACAAUGUGCUUUGAAAAGGCUGGUGAUGCAUAUAGAGAGAAAUGGGCAAGAGCUGCUGGACUACUUGCAACUGCUGACCGUGUCAUCUCCACAAAUUUGGAAAUGGGCCAAGCUUCCUUGCAGAAGGCAUCGGAGAUUUAUGAGUCUAUUGGCAUGCAUGAGAAAGCUGCCACUUGCUACAUCAAACUAGGUGACUACAAAAGAGCAGGGAUGUUGUAUAUGGAAAAAUUUGGAACUAAAAGGCUUGAAGAUGCCGGAGACUGUUUUGCUAUUACUGAAUGCUGGACACUGGCAGCUGAAGUUUACUUCAAAGCUAGAUGUUAUACAAAGUGUUUCUCCUGCUGCUCUAAAGGUAAAGAAUUGUAUCUGGGCCUGCAAUUCCUGCGACAGAUAGAAAAGGAACAGUGUGAGAAUUUUAACUCAGACUUCGCUGCUGUUAGAAAGACAUAUCUAGAAAAUUGUGCUCUGCAUUAUUUUGAACGUGGGGACAUAAAGCACAUGAUGCCAUAUGUCAAGGAUUUCAACUCUAUGGAUCAUAUUCGUGCAUUCUUGAAUUCUAGGAAUCUUUUGGAUGAACUGUUGAGUAUAGAGAUGGAAAUGGGCAAUUUCCUUGAAGCUGCAGAUAUAGCAGAGCGUAAAGGUGAUGUCUUAUUGGAGGUAAACAUACUAGAGAAAGCAGAGUCAUUUGUGAAUGCUACACAGCUUCUCCUCCUCUAUAUCACAGCGAAUUCCUUGUGGUCUCCAUACAGUAGAGGAUGGCCUCCAAAAAGUUUUGCAGAGAAGGAACAAUUGCUUACAAAAGUUAAAGAAAUGGCGAAGAAAGUAUCUGAGGACUUUUUCUGCUUUGCUUGCUUUGGAGCAGACUUGUUGUCAGAUUCCCAUAAAUCUCUUGCCAGCUUGACCUAUAGCUUGCUUGAGGGUAAAAAAUGUGGAAACUUGUUAAUUGAACUUAUUUCUGCUCGUUACAUUAUUGAUGUUCAUCUUCAGUCUCAAACCUCUGGAUAUAAUCUUGAGUUAGAGCCAGGAUUUGAAGAUGAGCUGUGUUAUAAUAUGCUGGCUUGUAAUCAGAUGUCAUUGGAAACACUGGCCUGUAUUUGGAACCAGUGGAGAUUAAUUUUAGUCAAAGUGCUUGCUCAUCUUUAUCCCUCUGAGGAUCUGAAAUCAAAUGAUUCUGCAGCUAUGUGUGAAGAUCUUUGUGCUAAAUUCUUCGGGUUGAGAAAAGACAGUGGUAAUCGAUAUGUGGUACUUAAUAUGGACUCUGGUUGGCUUACUAACACAGGUAGAAGUUCUUUGGAACAAGAUGGCAACAGAUGUUGGCUGGAUACUGUCCAUUGUCAGUCAUGUGCUCGGAAUUUUCUGGUAAAUGAGCUUUCUUCUGUUGGCCUUAGUGUCCUCCAUAAGUUGGCGUCUAUUAUUGAAGCUUCUAGGAAGAAAGCAUCAUCUCCAUAUUCCCAGUGGAGAAGUACUGUUAUCAUAUAUGAUAUAGCAAUGUUUCUAAAAGACUCUGAGUGCUGUAUGGCAAAAUCUUCCAAAAAGUUAAGAAACCCCUUCAUUCUCUGUGAACAGAACUUUUUUGAAUUACUUUUCCGGACCUGGGGGGAUGAGACAGCAGAGAGCUUUUUCUAUAUACUUGACUCACCUCCUGCAUAUGGUUUGAUUGUGGAUUCUCUUGGCUCACAUACUAGGGCAGGGAAUCGGAAUUUGACUCAUGGGCAUCUUGGAAGAAUAGCCAUGUAUCUGCUCUACACAGCAAAAUCUGAUGAUAUGCUGAAUUUAAGACUUGAACAAUACCUGAAUCGUGACUCUGAGUGGGCAUAUUUCUUUCAAUCUUUGAAGAUAUUUCUUGACAGUGGUGUUGAAAGAUGCUCAUUGGUCAAGAACUUUAAACUGGCUCUUGAAUUCACUUUCGAUGCAAGCUGGAGGAGUGAGACAGAUUAUAUGUCCCCAAUAUGCUAUAUGAACCUAAUGGAAUGCCUUGGUUUCUUUGCAUUGUCCUGUUAUAUGCUUAAUGGUUGUGUGCUCUGCACAAAAUCUCUGUUGGUGAAGAUGCUAAAGUGCCGUACAAGCAAGGCUUACCUAGGUGCUUGCCUGGUUUCUGGUCCAGGUGACCAGGAUUUGGAUCUUGACCAUAUGGCAUUCGCAUCAGGACGAUUCAUACGCCGGUCAAUUAUGGAUAUUUUGGCUAACAAGCAAGCUAUUCAAGAGUGGGUUAGGAAAACAACGCCAGCUAUUACAUACGUUCCAGUCCUUCUGAGACUAGUAAUCAUGCUUUAUAUGGUGACUCUAACUCUUCAGUUUGGGGACUGCUAUGAGGUCACAACUUUCCUUUAUAAGUGCAGAAUUUUUAAGGAUUUACCUCCCGAUUUCUCUAAGAAGAUUGUACCUACCCUGAAUUUUAAGUCUGGCACAGUAACCCACUUCACAAGAAUAUUUGGUGAUGCACUUGCGGCAAUUGGAAAUCCCAUGGUCGUUCUUGGUUUGCCCAAAGGCCCACUAAUCAGCCAAGGCUUAAAUGCUUAUAGAAUUAGCAACACGGAUUUGAGUGAUGUUAACAAAGUAAUAGCAUUACUUUGUCCAGAACAGAAAUCUCCCAUGCAAAAAGGUACAAAAACCUGGAAUGUUACUUCUGGAAAUUUGCCUAUUGCUAGAAUACAAGAUAAUGAGAUGGUUAGUAGAAUUGAAAUGCAUUUGAGUGAUGAGAGUAUUUCCUUUUGGGAGAAGUUUGAGUCGUUUCAAGUCUUCAUGCAUGGCCAGAAGGAUGCAAUGGUUAUUAUUCAAUUCCUUGAAAAUCUUCUUUCUUGGCUGGAGCUACGAGACCCUCCGGAAAAUAUAGAUGCUCAAUUAUUCGAAGAGGUCAGGCACAUCUGCAGUCAAUUUCAAGAGAAGUAUUUUAGGGAUAAGAAAGCUUGUCUGACUGUCGAGGACCUUUACUCGAUGUGGAAUGAUGGCGAGAAAAAACUGCAGAAGAUCAUCAGUUUCCUGCGCCAUGAGAAAGCUUCCGGAAAAGAAUCUGUCAGAAUGAAGGACAAAGCACCUGCUGCCCAAUUCCCCACGGACAUGGGUGAUGAAUGGAGUGGAUGCUCAGAUAAUGAACCUGACACAGGCGGAAGUGACGCGGUGGAACCCGCCAAGGAAGAAGCACCGGUGUCCUGCACGACUUCAAAAAAGAAAGCCCAGAAUCAGAAGAACAAGAAGAAAUCGAAGAAGAAGCGCGGUGGCAAGAAGUGA
Miscanthus lutarioriparius is the source of this 8274-nucleotide messenger RNA. NCBI's taxonomy places the organism in Eukaryota, Viridiplantae, Streptophyta, Magnoliopsida, Poales, Poaceae. The record is from the annotation of a GenBank genome assembly.